UUCAAAUUGCUGUGAGUAAGGGCGGAAGUGAAGUAUCUGGAAGCUCUGGUUUUGGUUUGGGUUGAAUUGCUUGUGAUCCAGAAGCCGGUGGAGUGCUCUAGUAUGGCUGUAAAUAUAGUGGUUGAGUAUUGUGAGCCAUGUGGGUUUAAGUCCCACUAUGAAGAAUUGGCGAGUGCUGUGCGGGAGGAGUUUCCUGAUGUCGCCAUUGACUCUCGUCCUGGGGGAACCGGAGCCUUUGAGAUAGAGAUCAAUGGACAACUGGUUUUCUCCAAACUGGAGCUUGGUGGAUUUCCCCACGAGAAAGAUAUGAUGGAAGCUAUUCGAAAAGCCAAAUCUGGCGAACCAUUACAGAAAAUCACCAACAGUCAGGCGCCAUGUGUUAUUCUGUAACUCUUCCUGCCUUAUCAAGACAAAACUAUUAUUCCCUUACCUUGUUACUGAACUUUCACCAUAGUGGCCUAAGAAUGUCCUGUAGUUCCACCUUUUACAACGUUUCAGCCAAGGAUACACUUCUCUUUAAAAUGUUAUCCAUGAGCUGUGGAUAACAUAACAAAUAUGUCCAUAUUGGGAAGUACCAUGUGGAAUUAGUCUAAGAUGGUGGCAGGAAGUAGAGAGCAUUGGAUUAUGGGAUGCACCAUCGUAAAGUGUACACAAAGGCCCAGUCGUUGGCAGGUAGAGGAAAGUAGGGCACAUUUUCUCAUACAAUGCCUGUAUCUGUGAUGGCAGAGAUGAAUAAGUGUCAUGAAUAAUGCCAGAAGGCACUGGUAUCUAACUAGUCUUUCCUUAUCGUCCCGAUGUAAGCGAUCAAUGUUUAAUAAAAGGAAAAUAAUAUUA
Messenger RNA from Pelobates fuscus (common spadefoot toad), 834 nucleotides. It is a transcript of the gene MIEN1, whose product is annotated as migration and invasion enhancer 1. Gene Ontology annotation, cellular component: cytosol. The record is from RefSeq and is a predicted model, not a curated record. NCBI's taxonomy places the organism in Eukaryota, Metazoa, Chordata, Amphibia, Anura, Pelobatidae. The transcript is spliced from 4 exons. Gene Ontology annotation, biological process: positive regulation of filopodium assembly; negative regulation of apoptotic process. Bases 103 to 390 code for a protein of 95 amino acids.